UCAAUUUUAUCUCAAAAAAUUCAAAUAAAAAAAUAAUAAGAAAUCUAUUUUUAUUUCGGAUACCGAUUGGCCUUUUUUAUUAUAUAAUUAAUUAUAGUACUUAAUUAUGUCUGAGAUGUUCAUUACGCAUCGUUGAACAUUAAACAGAAAAAUGUAAAAUUAUACUUAUUCAAGUUAUUAUUGUAACAUAUAUAGAACAAUUUUUUUUUUAUGAAAUGAAACGACCGUGACAUCCAUCAUUAAAGAGAAUUAUGCAAUUGUAGAUUACGCAUUCGGUCACUAUAAUUUUUGUUAUCAUCUAAUACCGGUCCUCGUAAUUGUCAUACAUUAGUAUACAGCCAUUCGGAAAUUAUACCUCACUCUGUUGACAACUUAUAACUUGUAAUUAUUAUUUACUUGCUUAUUAAUAUAAUAUGACUAUUAAUAAAAACAAUAAUCACAAUUAUUUAUCUGGCAAAAGUAAAAUAAUUCAUCGAAAUAAUUUUUUUAAUUACCAACGACUAAUUUACAUCGUUAUUGUUUCGUUAUUUAUUUUAAUCGGAGUCUAUAAUUACCGAUAUGUAGAACAACAUUGCAAGUACGAGUAUGUGGACGUGAUUGAAAAAAAGUUUAUCAAAUUAAAUGAAAGUGAUGAAUUAAUUGGACCGGUAUAUUUAUACGAUCGUUUUAAAGAUAGACAUGAAUGGCUGAUACAAAAAUGUUCAGAAUAUAAAUUAAAUGUAAAGAAUAAUGGUACGAAUAAUGAACCGAAUGCAUGGGAAUAUUUAAUUAAUGAUAAAUAUAAACUUGUUUGGUGUAAUGUUUUUAAAGCAGCUUCUUCAUCGUGGUUUUAUAAUUUUAAUUUACUUGCUGGAUACGAUCGCAACUAUUUGGAUAACACUAACGAAACCCCAGUAUCUGUCGCACGUAAAAAAUAUCCCAGACCUUCAGUUAAAGAACUUUUGGAUGCUUUAAAAGAUCACUUGAGUUUUAUUAUUGUACGUCAUCCUUUCGAACGUCUUGUCAGUGCUUACAGAGACAAAUUUGCAUCUGAUUCGUACAAUUCAUUCUUCAGACCAUUGGGAAAAAAAAUUAUACAAGCCACACGACCAAAUUACAAAAUAAACAAAUCCUAUCCGCCGACAUUUGAAGAGUUUGUUAGAUAUAUAUUGUGUCAAUGGGAGUUUGGAGGAGAAAUAAACGAACACUGGACUUCAAUUCACAAACUAUGUACACCCUGCCUAGUUGAUUUUGAUCUUAUACUAAAAGUUGAAACUUUGAAAGAAGAUCAAGAUUAUUUAAUAAAUCUAGCAAACAUACAAAAUAUUAUAGGAGCAACUUGGAAAAAUUCAUCGAAAAAUCAAACAACUGAGACCGUAACAAGAAAAUAUUUUUCUCAACUAACUAAAGUUCACUUUAGUCGACUCAUUGAAAUGUUUAAACUUGAUUUCGAACUAUUUGGAUAUUCAGAAAAAAAAUAUAAAACUUAUGCUAAAAAAACUAAUAAGAAUGUUCCUUAUAAAUGUGAGAGAGUUCGUCUGUAUAUUAAUAAAUAAAAAAAAAAU
This is a messenger RNA of Microplitis mediator, 1544 nucleotides long. Its product is annotated as carbohydrate sulfotransferase 11-like. Gene Ontology annotation, cellular component: membrane. The transcript has 6 exons. NCBI's taxonomy places the organism in Eukaryota, Metazoa, Arthropoda, Insecta, Hymenoptera, Braconidae. The record is from RefSeq and is a predicted model, not a curated record. The coding region runs from base 414 to 1535 and encodes 373 amino acids. Gene Ontology annotation, molecular function: sulfotransferase activity. Gene Ontology annotation, biological process: carbohydrate biosynthetic process.